This is a messenger RNA of Naegleria lovaniensis, 888 nucleotides long. RefSeq lists its product as uncharacterized. Lineage: Eukaryota; Heterolobosea; Eutetramitea; Acrasida; Naegleriidae. Bases 1 to 888 code for a protein of 295 amino acids. The record is from RefSeq and is a predicted model, not a curated record. The transcript has a single exon.
AUGUUUCCUCAAGAGUGUUCAAACUUGUACCAACACCAGGAGGUAAUCACUGUAAAUCCAUUAGAUCCUACUGGACUGUUCUAUACACUUUUGCAGCGUUCAUCAAGACAAGUUAUUAGAGCAUGUUCCGUUCAGGAUCUUGAGUUUAUCUGCAAGGCUUUUCAUGUUUCCUUCUUAACAGAAGAUGUUGAGGCUUGCAUUGAAACUCUCUUUGAGAAGGGUAUUUGUAAGGAAGCUGAAGAAGAUACUGCGUGCACUACUGAGGAACUCAUGAGAGUGAUCGCAUACCAGCGAGAUAUGUGUGAGCUGAGUGAUUUUUCAAAAUCUUUCAACGACUGUUCUGUAUUCCGGCCUCAUAGGGAGUCUGAAGUUGACGAGGACGUUGUUGUGGUCGGAUAUGGUCUAUUAGAUGAGUUGAUAUCCAAUGCUAGGGGACAGCUAGGUCUAACUGCUUCCAAGGCUCGAACAAAAUUUUCCCUGUUCAAGAAUACCACCCCGUCCUUUGCUGAAAAGCUUGCGAACAGAAUAAAAAUGAUGCAGGCGACGUUGGCCAGAUUGCAGACCAUGGAAAAUGAAAUGGUCAAGAUGAAACAUGAGCAUUCCGAGACCAAGAACCGACUGGAAGCAACAGAAACAAGGGUGCAAACGCUCACCAAAGCAAACGGUUUGCUAUCUUCAAGACUUAGCGAAACAGAAACCAGACUAGCCGAAACAAAGCAAACGCUCACCAAAGCAAAUGAUUUGCUCGCUUCAAGACUUCGCGAAACAGAAAGCAGACUCAAUGAAACAGAAAGCAGACUCCACAACACAGAAUCAAAACUACAACAAGGUAUUACCCAAUCGGAGUUGCUAGUCAAUAUUUUAAGAGGAUAUCCUAAUCAAAAUUAG